UCGAUCGUUGUUAAAACCCUACAUAGAAACAAAACACAACAUUCUCUGCAGUUUCUGAAACCAUCGUUUUUGACGGCGAUGGCUGAUUCUUCAACAAACCCAAAAGAUCACCAAAACACACGUCUCUACCAUCCCUACCAACACCUCAACAACGUCCCCAUUGACAAACUCUACAACCUCCCCACUUCACCGGAACAUCUCUUCCAGGAAGAUAUUAUCAGAAAGCACCGUUCAUGGGGAGAAAAUGUUCAAUACUACACCGGCACCGGUUAUCUCUCCGGAGCGAUCAUCGGUGGAGCCAGAGGAACCGUUCAAGGGUUAAGGGAGGCAGAGGCAGGUGAAUCUGUUAAGCUUCGGGUUAACCGUGUUCUUAACUCCGGUGGUCAGGGUGGUCGGAGACUUGGAAACUCGCUUGGUGUGUUGGGGUUGAUCUUUGCGGGAUUGGAGAGUGGGAUGACUUACUUUAGGGAUACGGAUGAUUUGGUUAAUAGUGCUGUUGCUGGGCUUGGUACCGGAGCGAUUUAUAAGGCUGCAGCCGGUCCAAGAUCGGCUGCUAUUGCUGGUGCUGUUGGUGGAAUUGUAGCGGCUGUGGCGGUUGCUGGGAGGCAAGCUUUGAAACGAUAUGUUCCGAUAUAAUGCUAUUGAUUACAAUUUAAUUUUGGAGAGGGUUGCUGAAGGGUGAAUAAAGUUUAGGUUAAAUUUAGUGGUUUGUAAGUUUAAUAAUGUUUGCAUGUUUGGAUUGACGAUUGGAUGGUAAAUUUGACGAAAUUCCAAUGACACCUUUAUUUUCUCGAAGCUAUUAGAGUGUAGCUUUUGCUAAAAAUCACGGUGGCAUGCUGAUUCGGGCUAAGCAGCGGCCAAUCUAAACACACACUUAGUUGUUUUCGCAGAUUGCUUUUGUAAACCCUCUCCAUAAAUUUACGUAUUUAAAUUGAAGCACAAAUGUGACAUUGUAUUUAAAUUGCUUUAUUAUUGAUUUAAAUAAAAUGUUUAAUGAUUAAUGUAAAA
Molecule: messenger RNA, 1008 nt
Organism: Medicago truncatula (barrel medic)
Lineage: Eukaryota; Viridiplantae; Streptophyta; Magnoliopsida; Fabales; Fabaceae
Product: mitochondrial import inner membrane translocase subunit TIM23-2
Exons: 1
Coding region: 79-636 (185 amino acids)
Biological process (GO): protein import into mitochondrial matrix
Cellular component (GO): TIM23 mitochondrial import inner membrane translocase complex
Molecular function (GO): transmembrane protein transporter activity
Source: RefSeq, a predicted model, not a curated record